Messenger RNA from Betta splendens (Siamese fighting fish), 1943 nucleotides. Its product is annotated as cathepsin K-like. The coding region runs from base 209 to 1492 and encodes 427 amino acids. The transcript has 15 exons. The record is from RefSeq and is a predicted model, not a curated record. NCBI's taxonomy places the organism in Eukaryota, Metazoa, Chordata, Actinopteri, Anabantiformes, Osphronemidae. Gene Ontology annotation, molecular function: cysteine-type endopeptidase activity. Gene Ontology annotation, cellular component: lysosome. Gene Ontology annotation, biological process: immune response.
AAGCGUUCUCUUCUUUGUUUUACAUGAAGUGCCAUGCCCGCUUCAAACCAUUCCUAUCAUUGUAGGUUAUCACUCUAUAAAUGACACCUGUGCUCUGGCCUCGAAACCAAAACCUUUUCAGAUCGAGCCUGAGUCCAACCUGCUGCACCAGGUGAGAAACACAACGGAACCCAAGCCCAGCCAGACUGCAGGUCAGUUCAGUAACAGGAUGUUGCUUGUUGUGUGUGUGAUGCUGUUGGUGGCCUCACGGAUGAGCUUUGGUAAGGUUGGUCCUUCCCUCGAUGAGCAGUGGGAGCAGUGGAAGACCAAAUACAAAAAACUCUACAAAGACCAGAAUGAAGAGGAGUUGCGGAGGAGAAUCUGGGAACAAAACAAGGAAAUGAUUGAAGUACACAACAAGGAGGCUAAACAGGGCAAUCACUCCUACAAACUAGGCAUGAACCAGUUUGGUGACAAGGAAUCAGUGGAGAUGCCUGUGAUGAAGGCUUCCGACAAGAUGUUGAGACACAUCUUGCCGAAAAUAUCCAGGAAAAUGACUGUGCUCGAUCAGGAAUUAAGAAAUCAGAUUUGGGAGAAGAUGAAUAAGAAGUUGAUUAAGUACGAAAAGUUCCUAAAUCAACAGCUGUUGAAUAACAUGAUUGCAGAGAUAGAAGAUGAUGACUGGGUGUCAGCAUACGACGUCUUGGAGAAAGUGAAAACCAACAAUCUCAUAUUAAGAGCUCUUGUCAUGAAUGACAUUUAUGAGCAGAUGGCUGAUCAAAGCAUCAAGUCAAAAGUCCUUAUCUUGACUGAUAUUGCUGAGACAGUAGCUCAGUACCAGAAGAUUAAGGUAUAUAAGAGCUCAGGAAAAAACUUGUCUAAAUCCAUCGACUACCGUCGUGACGGUCUGGUGACGCCAGUGAGGAACCAGGGAGCGUGUGGCUCCUGCUGGGCCUUUAGUGCUGCAGGGGCCCUUGAGGGACAGUUGGCCAAGAAGACGGGUCGCCUGCUAGAACUCAGUCCUCAGAACCUGGUGGACUGUGACCUUGAGAGCGAUGGCUGUGAUGGAGGAGAGCCAGACUUUGCUUUUGAGUAUGUGCAAGAAAACGGAUAUGUGCACUAUGAAACGGACUACCCGUACAUUGGAGAGAAGCAGAAGUGCCACAGAACCCCCCCACCGCCUGGUGCAGCCCAGUGCAAAGGCGUCGUGUGGAUCCCAGAGGGAGAUGAGCGCCUGCUGGCUGAAGCCCUGCAUGAAGUGGGUCCACUGUCUGUGAGCAUUGACGCCAGUGACAAAAAGUUCAUGUUCUACAAAAGCGGUGUUUACUACAACCCAGUGUGUAACAAAGACGCGCUCAACCACGCCAUGCUGCUCGUUGGCUACAAGGAGAAACACUGGAUUGUCAAGAACAGCUGGGGCGAGGACUGGGGUAAGAAAGGCUACAUUAAGAUCGCACGGAACCACGACAACCACUGCGGCAUCGCCAGUGACGCCAGCUACCCCUUGGUGUGAAGCAGCUAAAGGCACUGGAGGUCAUUGGAGGUCAUUCCUCCGCUAUGCUACUGUCUUCAUUUAGCAGAUGACUGCAAUAUUUGUGCUUCUGUCACUCUUUCAGGCCUUUGAUCACAUGAACCACCUCCUUCAUUAUGUAUUUAUUGGAACCAUUUACACCAACUCUUUAAAAUAUGGGAACAUUCUUCCGGAUUCUGUUUACUCAUCUUGAUUUGACCUGUUUUUAACCACUAUGAUGCUGAACAUAUUUUAGAUCUCAUCUAAGAAAGUGAACUUUUCCUGACCUCACUCCUGUAGGAACACGUUACUGGCCUGUGGACAUUAACAUUGGAGAACAUUACUAACAUAAAGCUUUUAUUAUUUCUAUAAGAUUCUUUAGCUUUGACCAGAUCACACACAUUUGGGGAAUUUGACUGUGUCUUUAAUUAAAUUAAAACUUGUGUUAAAUGAG